AUGGCGUUAGCUCAACAAAACAACUGGCAUGUUUUACUUGACGCUGGAGCUUUGGGUCCGAAAGAUAUGGAUUCUCUAGGGUUAUCACUAUUUCGACCCGAUUUCAUCAUCACUUCUUUUUACAGAGUUUUUGGGUACGACCCGACUGGAUUCGGGUGUCUUCUCAUCAAGAAAUCAGUCAUCGGAAGUCUUCAAAAUCCGGCGGGACACGCCGGAUCUGGGAUAGUCAAGAUCAGUCCGGUGUUUCCUUUAUAUUUGAGCGACUCCAUUGAUAUAACUCCAGGGUUGUCUGGUAUCAUCGGAGAAGAUGAAGUCGCCGGAAAAAGUGAAUGCAUACCUGAAACUCACGCCGGAGCUCUCCUACCUGCUUUUUCCGGCGCGUACACUCCUUCUCAGGUUAGAGACGUAUUUGAAACUGAAAUGGAUCUGGAUCCGGAUCAUGAUCAUGAUCAUGAACAUGAACAUGGUAAUAGCCCUAUUUUUGAAAGCUUUUCUGUUGGUGAAGUUAUGAAAAGCCCUAUUUUUAGUGAAGAUGAAUCAUCUGAAAAUUCAAUGUGGAUUGAUUUGGGCCAAAGCCCAUUGGGCUCACAAUCUGAAAUCAUCAACUCCCCUUUACCUCCUCCUGUUCUAUCGUUCGAUGCAGCAGUUCAUAACGUGAAAAAAACCGACAAUUUUCAAGAAAAAAUUCACGAAAAUGGAAGAAAACCCGAUUGUGGGGAGAUUCAAGAAGAACCCGAAACAAAAAAACCCAAAGAAAGCGCAAUCAUAACAAGAGAAACAGAAAACGAAUUCCGAUUAUUAGGAAGAUUCGAAACGAGUAAAAGGGUAUCAUUUGGAUUCGAAGACAACAACAAUGAAUUGAGUAAAGAUUUUGAAGAAUAUUUUGAAGAUCAAGAAUCAGAAAGAAGAGAACCCGAAAUAAGUUGUAGGCAUCUUGAUCAUGUAAACAUGUCGGGUUUAAACAAGACGACUUUUAGGCUUCGGUUUUUGGUGAAUUGGCUCGUGACUUCUUUACUUCAAUUGAGAUUGAGAUUGAGAUUAUCAUCAAAUGGGGAAAAAGAGAAGGAUAAAGGUGAUUCUGUUCCACUUGUUCAUAUUUAUGGUCCUAAAAUUAAGUAUGAAAGAGGUGGAUCAGUGGCAUUUAAUGUUAGGGACAGAAAUGGAGGAUUAAUUAGUCCAGAAAUUGUUCAAAAGUUAGCGGAAUCAAAUGGGAUUUCUCUUGGGAUUGGGAUUCUUUGUCAUGCGAGGGUUAUUCAAAGCAAUAAACAGAAUCUUGCAAUUGAUACGAGUGUUUGUAAGCCGAUGAAUGAUGGUGGUGGCGGCGGCAGUGGUGGUGGUGGUGGUGGGUUUGUUAGGGCGGAGGUGGUGACUGCUUCACUUGGGUUUUUGACGAAUUUUGAAGAUGUGUAUAAAUUGUGGGUGUUUGUGGCGAAGUUUCUUGAUCCAUGUUUUGUUGGAGAAUAUGAAGGUGGAGGAAAGGAAAUUGGGUGA
Molecule: messenger RNA, 1491 nt
Organism: Lactuca virosa
Lineage: Eukaryota; Viridiplantae; Streptophyta; Magnoliopsida; Asterales; Asteraceae
Source: the annotation of a GenBank genome assembly